Sinocyclocheilus rhinocerous is the source of this 3002-nucleotide messenger RNA. RefSeq names its product transmembrane serine protease 15 (gene tmprss15). NCBI's taxonomy places the organism in Eukaryota, Metazoa, Chordata, Actinopteri, Cypriniformes, Cyprinidae. Gene Ontology annotation, molecular function: serine-type endopeptidase activity; protein binding. The transcript is spliced from 22 exons. Bases 87 to 2972 code for a protein of 961 amino acids. Gene Ontology annotation, cellular component: membrane. The record is from RefSeq and is a predicted model, not a curated record. Gene Ontology annotation, biological process: proteolysis.
CAAUAAAGGUUUAUUGCUAGGCUGUAUAAGAAGGACAGACGUGUGUUAGAAGCGGUGAGUUAGCAGGUUCGAGUGCUGCGAGUGUGAUGUCCAGAAGAGCGUGUGGUCUGUCGUCUGCGGAGCUGCUGCUCUCUGCGCUGCUGCUUCUGCUGUUCGUGGUUUGUGUGGGACUCAGCGCCGUCACCUGGCUCGCUCUAGACAGCACAGGUACGACACUGUCCCUCUCUGAUGAGCUCUGCUGGAGGCUGCAGGUGUUCUGCAGUGAUGUGUGUGAUGUUUCAGAUGCUGGAGGAGAGCAGAGCGGCUCAGAGUUCAGAGGGAUCCUCGUCAUCUCCAACGGAAGCGUCUUCACGGAGGAGCUGCUGGACAAACACAGCGACCGGUUCAAAGCUCUGGCGUACGACAGCGAGCAGAAGAUCAGUGACGCUUACAGUCGUACUUCGCUUAAAGAGCAGUUCAGAAGCUGCAAGGUCAACGAGUUCAGUGAAGGCAGCGUGCUGGUGUUUUUCGAGCUGGUCUUCCGAGGCGUUCUGGACUCACAGACGGCUCAGGAGCAGUUAGUGGAUGGUUUACAGCAGGCUUCACAUGAUGGACUCGUGAUCGACACCCACAGUGUGCAGGUCACAGAUAAACCAGCUACAACCCAGAGAGCGUCCACAGCAGGAGCAGUGAGUUGUCCAGAAGGACAGAAGGCUUGUGCUGAUGGGUCAGCAUGUGUUCCUCAGUCGGACUUCUGUGACGGAGUACAGAGCUGCGCUGACAGCACCGAUGAGCAGCACACUCUCUGUGCAACAGAGUGUGACGGUCAGUUUCUUCUGCUCGGAGCGACCGGAUCCUUCCACUCAAAACACUUUCCCGAGGUCUAUGACAGUCCCACGGCCUGCCAUGAAGAGAAGAUAAACUGCUCCUUUGAAGAGAACUUCUGUCACUGGAGGCAAGAUUUUAAUGACGACGGCGACUGGCUUCGAGCACAAGGCGCUACUGUCCCUCCUGACACCGGCCCAAGCUUCGACCACACGACCGGAGACCAAUCAGGGUACUACAUUGUGACCCCUCGGACCCCUGGAAGUCAGGAUAAAAAAAUCCGUAUAUACAGUCUUCCUCUGACUCCUACAAAGGAAUCAGUGUGUCUGCAAUUCUGGUAUCACAUGUUUGGCGAGGAGGUUUGGCGUCUGACGGUCACGGCACAGGAAAGCUCAUCCGUCACCGUCCUCUUCCAGAAAGAAGGGAACUAUGGUGACAGCUGGAACUACGGUCAAGCCACGCUAAACAUCACUGCGGAGGCUGUGCUGGUGUUUGAGGCGCAGAAGAGGGCAGGGUUUCUGAAUGACAUUGCUCUGGAUGAUAUCAGCGUAGCACCUGGUUCUUGUGGAGCGGGCCCUCCGGAGCCGACCCCGGUCCCUCCUCCCAUCACUCCUCCUCCUAUACCAGAGGAUUGUUGGGGACCGUUUGACCUGUAUGAACCCAACUCGACAUUCAGCUCUCCAAACUACCCCAACGGCUACGGACACAAAGCUUCAUGUAUGUGGACUUUACAUGCUAAGGAAGGACAGAAUAUCCAGCUGCAUUUUCAAGACGUUGCUUUAGAGAUGGCUUAUGACAUUUUAGAAGUUCGAGAUGGAGCGACGCCCUACUCAGAGCUGCUAGGUGUCCUAACUGGGGUUCGUUCCUUCCCGGAUCUGUUUUCCACAAGCUCUCAGAUGACAGUCAUGCUUUUCACAGAUGCCUCGGGCAACAACAGAGGCUUUCUAGCCAACUUUAGCACAGGCAUUAACCUCGGGCAGCCAGAUCCGUGUCCCAGCGGUCAGUUUCAGUGCGGCACAGGAGUGUGUGUGUCCAGCUCAGGUGUGUGUGACGGAGCAGAAGACUGCUCUGACGGCUCUGAUGAAGCUGACUGUGUGCAUAUAAUCAAAGAGAACGUCACUGCAGCUGAACGACUGAGACUUCAGGUCCAGGAUCAUCUUUACACGGUGUGUGCUCAAGAUUGGAGCUCUCAGCUCUCACACUUCUUCUGCCGCUACCUGGGCUACAGGUCAGGAGAUGCUUCGUUCUCCAGCAUUGCGGAUGGAGAUGCUCCCUUUACUACUGUAAGUGUGAAUACUAACGGCUCUCUGGAUCUGAAACCCAGUGACACGUGCCUCGGCGGGAAGAUCGUGUCGCUGCUCUGCAACAAUCAGCCAUGUGGCGCACGUAAAGUCCCCUUAAACAGUGAGACUAGAAACGGAAACAAGGCAGGUCGAGUGGUGGGCGGUCAGGACGCUCAGAAAGGGGCGUGGCCAUGGAUAGCAUCUCUGCGCUGGUUGGGCGGUCACGUGUGCGGAGCCACUUUGAUUGACAGCGAAUGGCUGAUCACAGCCGCACACUGUGUUUAUGGAAAGAACGUGCACCUGUCAAACUGGGCGGCGGUGCUGGGUCUUCACUCUCAGUUCGGCUCGGAUAACCCCGGCAGACAAACACAUCUGAUCGACCGCGUGAUCAUGCACCAGCGCUAUAACAGAAGAACCAAGGAGUCGGACUUUGCUCUGAUGCACUUACAGACGCCUGCCAACUUCACAGAUUACGUGCAGCCCAUCUGCCUCCCAGAUCCUGGAGCUGAGAUUGAAGAAGGGAGAGAGUGUGUUAUUGCUGGCUGGGGACUGACGGCUGAAGAUGGCUCCAGAGCCGAUGUGUUACAGGAAGCCGUUGUGCCGCUUUUAAGCAACAAACAGUGUCAGGAAUGGCUUCCGGAGUACAACUUCACCGAGCGAAUGCUGUGCGCCGGCUUCGCUGAAGGAGGAGUGGACUCCUGUCAGGGGGACUCUGGCGGGCCGCUGAUGUGUGAAGAGGCCGCUGGUUGGGUUCUGGUCGGCGUCACGUCGUUUGGCAUCGGCUGUGCUCGACCGCAGCGGCCCGGAGCGUACGCUCGCGUCAGUCUCUUCGUUCAGUGGCUGGCAGAGAACCGCCGCAUCUGCUCCGACUGGAGAGGCUUCUGAUCGUUCUCCCAGCAAUUCAUCUUUUAUAUA